Molecule: messenger RNA, 471 nt
Organism: Trichomonas vaginalis G3
Lineage: Eukaryota; Parabasalia; Trichomonadida; Trichomonadidae
Product: EF-hand family
Exons: 1
Coding region: 1-471 (156 amino acids)
Molecular function (GO): calcium ion binding
Source: RefSeq, a predicted model, not a curated record
AUGAGUGCUGUUGCAAAGUCAUUAACUGAAUUCUUCAACAGAAUUGAUAAGGAUAAGAGUGGAGCUCUUGACUUCAAAGAAUUUUCUCUCCUUUUCCAAAAACUCGGCUUCAAAGGAAAAUUGCCGUUAGCUGCAUCCGUUUGUUUCUAUACAAUCAUUGGUAUCCCACAGGAUAAGAACAUUUCAUUAGAACAAUUCUUAUCCAUUUACGGAGAUAUGCCAAACACACGUUUUGCCACAAUCCACGAUCAUACAAUCAAGAAACUCUUCGAAGCCUGUGAUUUAGACCAUUCUGGCACAAUCUCUGUCAAUGAAAUUUCUUCCAUUUUCUCUAAACUUGGACAACGCGUAUCUACUGGUCAAGCCGAAACAUAUCUUCGCCAGUUUGACAAGGAUAAGAAUGGUGUAUUAGAUGUUAACGAGUUUAAUUUACUCAUGAAUAAGGUUUUCCGCGACUAUUCUUCUCAGUAA